UUCCUCAAUAAGGGAGUGGGUAGAUAACAACUACAUUUAUUGGGUUAGCAAUGCACGAGAUGGAGAGAAGGAUGAAAUAUAAUCAUUGAAAAAAACUCGAGAUAAGACAUAAUACGCGAUGAAGUUGAUACUGUUUAUAAGACCAGUAUUUAGAGACUAGCUAAACGAAACUUUACAAACGCUUUGACACGCACGGUAAACCAAAGGGAAACGUUUGAUAACAAAAUAAGAGAACCAUGGAGACAAUUUUUCACGAGCAGCAAGAAGGGUCCCUGUGUGCCCAGCACUGCCUGAAUGCCCUGCUCCAAGCUCAGUACUUCAGUCCUGUCGAUCUUGCUGACCUCGCCAAACAACUAGAUGAGAGUGAGCGAGAGCAGAUGGCCAUCGCGGGAGAACAGUCGGAGGAAUACAAAAAGUUCCUUAAGGAGCCAUCAAGCAACUUAGAUGACAGUGGUUUCUUCUCCAUACAAGUGAUUGACCGUGCCUUGUCUGUGUGGGGGCUGGGACUUAUCCUAUACAACUCGCCUAACCCUGUUGCCAUUGCUGCCAGGAUCAAUCCUGUAGAAGAGAAGGCAUACAUAUGUAACUUCCGCGGUCAUUGGUUGACCAUUCGCAAGAUUGGACAUCAGUGGUUUAACCUCAACUCCUUGCUGACCGGUCCAGAGCUCAUAUCAAACACCUACCUGUCACUAUUCCUCAAACAGCUACUAGAGGAAGGUUACUCUAUAUUCAUUGUGGGCGGUAACCUGCCAGAAUGUGAGGCAGACAUGCUUCUAAAAAUAGCACCAGUCAAACAGCAAGUGAAGCCUAAGCUGAUCAACGAGAACCUGUCUGUGUCGAGUAACCAGCCAAUGGAGGAGGAGGAGGACGAUCAACAGCUACAGAAGGUGUUAGCCGAGAGUCGACAUGCAGACGAGCACGACGACCAGGCACUGCAGAAGGCUUUACAGCUCAGCAUGGAAGGCUAUGCUUGGGAACCUUUGCCAGGUCCCUCAGUUAAGUCAUCAAGCCUAGGUGCAAGUGCUGCCGCAGGGUCUGAAACAAGACAAUCAUCUUCCCCUCCACCUGAAAGUCCCGAUCCUGAAAAUGUGCGACAAAAACGUUUGGCCUACCUCAGUAGACUCGAGUCUCCAAAAACAUGUGAUAAAUCAGAACAAAAUUCUCUAGAGAAUGAUACCACGCCAUCAAACAACCAAAAAGACAUUUCUGAAUUGGAAGAGUCCAAGAAAAAAGAAUCAUCUAAGCCUGAAUUGACCAAAGAUGAAGAGAAUACGUCACAAUCUGUUACAAGUGAGAUGAGUGAGGAGGAAAUGUUACAGAGAGCCAUUAGCAUGUCUAUGCAGGCGGGAGAUAAGUGAGACACAGAGUGUUAUUUUUUUAACAGUUGAGAAGAGUAAGGAGGAAAUGUUACAGGGAGCCAUUAGCAUGUCCAUGCAGGCAGGAAAUAAGUGACACAAACUUCGUGUGUAUGAUUGUGUCCCGAACUGGACGUUGGUCAGAUGUGGGCAAACGUGGUCAACUCCAGUAAAUGCUGAAUUGUCCAGAUUCAGGUACUUGAAAACUGCCUCAUGCAAUUUUCAUUAACACCAUCCCAAAAAAUGGGGCUAAAUGUCCGGGUGUCUGUGAUGUUGUUCAGCUUUGGGUUGGGAUGUGAUGAUAACUGACGUGGCAUUUGUGAAUGACGGGAGAUUUUAGAGUUUGGGAAUGAUUCAUGGAAACUUGCUAAAGACUGACACAUUUUCAACGCUAUGUACACAUGCUGAUUUUAUUUAAUGAUUAAAACCUUUUUAAAAGGAAA
Mizuhopecten yessoensis (Yesso scallop) is the source of this 1798-nucleotide messenger RNA. Its product is annotated as ataxin-3-like. The record is from RefSeq and is a predicted model, not a curated record. Gene Ontology annotation, biological process: protein deubiquitination. Gene Ontology annotation, molecular function: cysteine-type deubiquitinase activity. Lineage: Eukaryota; Metazoa; Mollusca; Bivalvia; Pectinida; Pectinidae. Gene Ontology annotation, cellular component: nucleus. The transcript is spliced from 7 exons. The coding region runs from base 237 to 1358 and encodes 373 amino acids.